This is a messenger RNA of Synchiropus splendidus (mandarinfish), 1188 nucleotides long. Its product is annotated as olfactory receptor class A-like protein 1. Bases 1 to 1188 code for a protein of 395 amino acids. The transcript has 5 exons. Gene Ontology annotation, biological process: G protein-coupled receptor signaling pathway. Gene Ontology annotation, molecular function: pheromone receptor activity. Gene Ontology annotation, cellular component: membrane. NCBI's taxonomy places the organism in Eukaryota, Metazoa, Chordata, Actinopteri, Syngnathiformes, Callionymidae. The record is from RefSeq and is a predicted model, not a curated record.
AUGGAUGAGAUGUUUGUGCGCGCUAUGCUCUAUCUGUCGCUGACCGUGGUGGGAGUCCCAGGCAACACCGUUGUUAUCCUGUCACUCCUGCUGCUUCUGUACCAGAAGAACCAGCUCCUGCCAGCUGAGACCAUCAUGCUACAUCUGGCCUGCGUUAACCUGUUGGUGGUGGGCGUCCGCUGCCUGGCAGAGACCCUCGCGUCCUUGCACCUCUCUGCAAACAUCUUCGUGGAUCUUGGAUGCAAAGCUAUCAUCUUUGUUUACAGGACAUCGAGGGCGCUUUCAAUAUGGCUGACUUUUGUGUUGAGUGCCUACCAGUGCUUGAGCAUCGCCCCUCCUGGGUCACGGUGGGUGUCGACUCGCGCUGUGGUUGCCGAUUAUUUAAAGGUGGUGUUUUUCAUACUCUGGCUGAUGAACACAUGCCUGAGCAACGGCGCUAUUCUCUUCUCUUUGAGCAGCAAAACCAACAAUACGCAAAAAAAUCAUGGCAUCAACGUUCAGUUCUGCUAUGUGCAGUUUCCCUCAAAGAUCUACAAGCAGGUGGUUGGCGCGGUGCAGGUGGGCAGAGACGUGGUGCCAAUGGCUCUCAUGGCCCUCACCAGCCUCCUCAUCCUUGUCAUCCUCUACAAGCACAGCCAGCAGGUGAGGCGGCUUCGCAGCAACGGUGGAGGAGGCGCCGAGCAACGUGCAGCCAAAGCUGUGGUGACACUGGUAACGUUGUAUGUGCUUCUGUAUGGCGUCGAUAACGGGAUUUGGGUUUACACACUGACCGUGAAGAAGACCAUGAGUAGCUCGCUGCUCUCUGACCUGCGUGCGUUCUUCUCCUCACUAUAUGCCGCGUUGAGCCCGCUGGUUAUCAUCGCAUCUAACAGGAAAGUGUCAAGGAGGCUGGGUUUUGUGUCUACCACUCACAUUUCUACACCCAUAGAGCUGAUCUCCUGGGGGACUGGAAAUGAGAAGCAGCAGCUGAGACUGGCUGUGGCGUCGGCACUUCGGACACCUCUUGCCUUUCACCCCCCGCUGGUCUGUCAGGAGUUUCUCAUUAGCAGUGGUGGGCAAUGGACACAUCACCUCAUCACCUCCCAGCAGGACGAGGAGCCUCCACCUGACCUUGGGAUACGUCUGAGCCAGCGGCCCACCAGCUCUCAGGAGGAGGAGGUGCCGGGUUACAGGCUGAAGGUAGCUUAA